AUGAUCACCUAUAUCCAUAUGCACAUGCGUGUUGGAUUUAUCUAUCUAUUAAAGACUGCUCAUUAUCUAUCUAUCUAUCUAUCUAUCUAUCUAUCUAUCUAUCUAUCUAUCUAUCUAUUAAAGACUGCUCAUUAUCUAUCUACUGCUCAUUAUCUAUCUAUCUAUCUAUCUAUCUAUCUAUUUCAAGUUGAUCUAUCUAUUUCUCCAAGACUCGUUUUCUUCAUUCUUUGUUUUCUUUCAAUCUUUUUUCUUUGCAAAUUCUAUAGCAUAUUCCCCUUUUAUACUUCCCGCUUUUUAUUUUCUUCCUUUCUUUCUAUUCACUCUUUUUUUUGCUCUUUUCUUCCCAACUUUUUCGUCAUUCUUUCUUGUUUCUUUCCCUCCCUCUUUGGCCUUCCUUCAAUUUAUCUAAAAUUUAUUUAUUUUUUUCUUCUUCAAAUUAAUUCUGUUCUGUCUCGUUUAUUUUUAUUUUUUUUUCCGUUCAUUUUCUCUGCCCUUUCUUCUCCGGUUCUACUUUUCAAUUCCCUUUGCCGUUCACAUCAAACGUCAAACGAUUACUUUCCAUGGCGAUGGGGUAGUAUAAAAUACACGGACGGAUUUUAA
Molecule: messenger RNA, 600 nt
Organism: Acanthosepion pharaonis
Lineage: Eukaryota; Metazoa; Mollusca; Cephalopoda; Sepiida; Sepiidae
Source: the annotation of a GenBank genome assembly